This is a messenger RNA of Caenorhabditis bovis, 399 nucleotides long. Lineage: Eukaryota; Metazoa; Nematoda; Chromadorea; Rhabditida; Rhabditidae. The record is from the annotation of a GenBank genome assembly.
AUGUCGUCGUCGUCGCCGCCGAUGCAGAACGACAAAGAGUUUGCGGUGCCGAAUUGCGGCGAGAAUGCCGUCGAUAUGUCAUUGAGCGAUAACGAGAGAAGGUGUCGCACUCGAUUCUACAAGAAGAUCGAAGAAAUGCGCAGGAAUAAUCAAAUUGUUAUGGAGUGCUCUCGAUGCCUUCUCAUCUUCACCGACGUCAUCAUCUACCGCUUCCAUUCGAUAAUGCAUUCGUCGACGUUCCAAUGCACAAUGUGCCACACGCAAUGCACCGAUCGCCGCAAUUUCCUUCAGCACAGCAUCGAGUGCGCGCAUUCAAUGAUUCCGCCCUCGAUUGCCGAUCCGUCGACGAUCACAUUCAGCAACGGUUUGCCGAAUUUGCCAAGUCCAAUUAAUGAAUAA